Zea mays is the source of this 1540-nucleotide messenger RNA. RefSeq lists its product as uncharacterized. NCBI's taxonomy places the organism in Eukaryota, Viridiplantae, Streptophyta, Magnoliopsida, Poales, Poaceae. The transcript is spliced from 5 exons. The record is from RefSeq and is marked predicted. Gene Ontology annotation, cellular component: chloroplast. The coding region runs from base 386 to 910 and encodes 174 amino acids.
CCAUGUCGUCGUCUCCGUGGCCUUCCCUGCUCUCAUCGCCGCUCCCCUCCUCCGCCACCCUCUUCUCCAAGAAGCCAGCGUCCUUGCGCCCCGUCUCCACCUCGACCGUCAGGGUUCGGUGGCCGCAGCGGCAGCGGUGUCCGCGGCGCGAGUGCGACCGUCGGCCGCGGAGGUAGCGCGGACGGUCGUGGAGUUGGCCCCGUCUGGUACGCUCUCCGUGGUUGGUCCCGACGGUUGGCCGCUCGGUAUCGGCGCGCGCUUCGUCGCGGAUGCCGUCGGUGCACCCGCGCUCUGCCUGGCCACCACGGGGGUCAGCGCUCCCGAUGCGCCGUGCAGCUUCCACGUUGAGUUUUGGAAGAGUGGGGCUAGGACACCACAAUGUACUAUGCUUGGUACCUUAACUAAGCCUACUGAUGAGUCAGUGUUGAAGAAGCUUUCCACUAGGCAGGAAAGGAAAUUCGGGGAAGAAAUUAAUCAAGAUCUUUUGUAUUUGAUAUCUGUUCAACGGGUAUUGCACAUGGAGGAUUUCAAUGAGGAUGGCAUGUGGGUAGUUCCAUCAGAAUACACCAGUGCAGAACCUGACCCUCUACGCAAUUUUGCUGAAAAUAUUGUGGAGGAAUUUAAUAGCAAACAUGCUGAAGAUGUCCAUAGAAUAUACAACAUAUAUGUCGAAUCAGAUUUACAGGUGGCAGAUGUAAAGAUGAUAUGGGUUGACAGGCUAGGGUUUGACUUGCAUGUUCAUUCUGGUGAUGGUGUCUUUGAUGUCCGUGUCCCUUUUUCAAGGGAAGUCUCUGACGAGAAGGGUGUGAAAUCAUCAUUUAACAUGAUGUCUCAUCAUUCAUGGGAGGUGGAGAGGAGCUAUGCCGGUCCAGAGUUUGAGAAGGUACAGUUCUUGAAGAAGGUCAGGUAGGCAGUUUGAAUCCUAUUUCCAUUGUGGAUUAUUUUUUUGUAAUUCAGAUGAGUAUAGUGUGAGGUUUGGUUCCUCUUAGCAUGUACUGUUUGUCUUGUAUCUUUUUUUCGUUACCACAUACAUUGGAUGCAAUUGAUAUAAACGAUGCGGUAAUAAUUUAUUAGAGAAGAGCAACAAAUUUUGACUGUAAGGAAGAAUAAAUCUGGGACAUGAGAUGAGAGGUAAAUUAUGUGACAUGAAAACCAUGCUUUGCAGUAAGGUUAUUUACUCUGUCCGUCCCAAAAUAAAAGUUGGUUUAUCCUUUUAGGUGAUUCAUACAAUAAUUAAUAUGUUUAUUUUAUAUAUGUAUCUAGAUUCAUCAUUCAUUUGAAUAUAAACAUAAAAAUAAAAAAGCUAAAACAACUAAUAUUUUGGAACGGACGGAGUAUUUUACUGUCUAGAAAGCAUGUUAUACCGACACAAUUGGUAGGCAGCAUGCCCUUUUGCUAGGUAUUGCCACCUAUCUGAAAAUCAUAUUCUUUAUCUAUAGGAGCGUGGAGUGUUAAAAUUUUCUGUAUCUACUUAGCCAUGAUUUUUAGCGUGACAAAUACUGAAAUACUCAUUGCAGCAUAUGCUGCAAAAUGUCCAUAU